Molecule: messenger RNA, 5648 nt
Organism: Chara braunii
Lineage: Eukaryota; Viridiplantae; Streptophyta; Charophyceae; Charales; Characeae
Source: the annotation of a GenBank genome assembly
UAGUCAUACGUCCACGUGUCCGUUCCUUAACAAGCGUGUGCACGCUGAUGGAUGUGAGGCUCUAUGCGGCAACAGAAAGGAUGCCAGGCUGCAAUAUAGCCCCGCACCCAUCAGCGUGGCCACGCAUGUUCAGGACAUGACAUGCGGACGUGUGAGUGUGCCAUCUGAUCGGGGCGAGAUGAAGGAGUUUCGGGAGCAAGAAUGCAUGCGUUUCAUUGGCGAUCACUCGCACCGAUCAGAUGGCACACUCAGACGUCCACGUGUCACGUCCUGAACAAGCGUGGCCACGCUGAUGGAUGCGGGGCUCUAUGUGACAAAGGGGCUCUAUGCGGCAGCAUAAUGGAUGCGAGGCUCCAAUAUAGCCCCGCGCCCAUCAGCGUUGCCACGCAUGUUCAGGACAUGACAUGCGGAAGUGAUGGCUCCCACCCGUUGCAACCACCGUGCGGGCCGCUCUUGUUCAUCGCCGUCCGCGCCGACAGAACGCGUCUCGCAGGGGCCAUCGUCCAGUGGGUCGACGAUGGCGAACACAAUUUUAAGUUUACGUUGAAGAAGCAUUACAGAAGUGAUGGUUCUGUCGACGACAUCGCAAAGGGAUGCAAGGUUGCCGGGAGGAUGUUCGGCGGGUACGGCCGUCGUGCGAUGUCUUUGCCUCACUUUCUCCCGCUAGUGCCGGGGCACGACGAGGCUGUUCACGUCACAGACUUCCUCAAGGUCUGGGCGAAAUUUGGUACUUCUGUAAGUGCCGUGGACGUCGGACUUGGAACAUCGAUCAGUGGUCCUGUUGGGUUCGCAGGAGGAGAGUGCUCAGAAAGGGAGAUGGGAAGUCAGGGUGGCCUACCAGCUACGCCUCUUGAUCAAGAGGUGGGCAUGUCAGACGACUCGGAGGACGACCAUCCGCGUGCUCCUUUGAAACCAAGCUUGCAUGUAUCUCGCCGCCAAGGUUUGCUUGGGGAUUCGACGCCACAUGGAGGCAGCGAUGGCGAACGGUUGCGACAGGGCUCAGAAUCGUCGACUCCUCGUGGUCUGGUCGAAAGGAUUGGUUCGUUCGUUCGUGGCAUGCAGGUGGCCGAGGUUUCGCCUGGAGAUCGAGCGGGUGGGCCGCAGGUUCGAGAGGUGCAUGGGUCAGAUGAGACGACUCGCCGGGCCCGACCAGCGCCGGGGGAACUGCAGACGGAGUUGAGGGAGGAACGAGAAGCAAGUGGGAACGUCGCCGGUGAGGAGGAGGUGUCCGAGCAGGGGCUGUUCCGUGAGAGAUCGGCUGAAAAGACUCAGUCGGGAGGCAAGCGCAACUUGCCGGAUGAGGAAGAGCGAGAGGGACUAUGUGCUCUGAAAAGGGAGAGAAAGGUAGGAGGGAGUGCUCGGACGCCAACAACACGAGAGGGCAGUUCCGUUGAGAAGAGGAAAAGGUUUGGAGGUGGGUAUGAAACGCCAAAAGACUCGUCGACACAGCGAAGAACCGGUGAGUCUUUCGGGAAAAGGGCGAAAUCAUCGAGGGGGAAGAAAGCAAUCGAGGGCGACAGCGGGGAAGGGGAUGACGACAUGGAGAUUAACCUCAACGCCUCUAACCUCGACAAUGCAUUCUUCCGGGAGAUGCAGACAGGGGUGCAGAAGGACGUCGUGUUGCACAUCCAUCCCGAAAGAAUAUUAGUUAUUCCAGACUGGGAAGACUCGUACAACCACCGAUCCUUGGACGAGUUCCUCGUUAAUACCAUCGCGUCAGCUAUGACCGACUGCUACGAACGUAAAGACAUGAGAUACACGAAGCCCAUUUUCGUUCUCGCUCCGAUCAUCGCGCCUCCAGAGAACGGCGAGCCUGUUGUGCGCGUGCUGCCUGCUGACUUCGACAGCUCACACCCGGAGAAAUACUGGGGGAAGCCAAAGAAAGGCGCGGAGGAGAAAACUUUCUACGUCCAAGUUCCAGAGCCGGAUGUCCACUGCUGGAAGGAAUUGGUGGACUUGACGGACCGCGAGAGGAAAAGGCUGUUGAACGGUGUCUUGAACCUUAACGUCGUGUGGGUUCAAACGAGUAGCAAAAAGUUGGCGGAGCAGGGGAAGUUCAGUGUCAAGGAGAUGGUCGACAUAAUAAAAAUGGACCGUAUUAUGCUGAGGUUGUGGCACUACGUGGAGUUCGAGUACGAGAAAAUGGAUAAGCGGGAGUGGAAUGCCAACUCCACGUUCUUCAGGUCCAAGAAGCAACUGUUCGAAGAGUUCAAGGACAGAGGUCUCGACGACAAGCUUUGGGAGGAGAGCAGGAAAUUUUUCACGGACACCACAUAUGUCAACAAGUGCCCUCAGUUUCUGAGGUGUCAACACGACAACAACAUCAAGAGAACGGCGGCCCUCGUCAACGACCAGCAUUUCCCGGCGGAGUGGAAGUGUGUCGUCCUUUCGGUGAUCACUGGAGAUCGCGCCAAAGGCAAAAAAGGCCCUCGGGGCGUUGAUGAAUGCAUCAACAUUAUGUGGACAAGGACAAGCGCCUUGACGACGCUGGCCAAGUUUAACGUCGACCCAUUGACAGCUAUAGAUCAUAAGGAUGCGCUGGGAAAACUAGGGCAUGAGCUACGCUCCCACAAUUGCGUGCUUGACUUAUGCGGUGCUGUGGACCGUGCGCAAUGGGACUCUGGGGCAUUCGCCUUCUUUUCUUCUGUGGUGUGGCGGAUGCCGUGCUUGGGCAAGCCGCACGUGCAGAUGGUGUGGAGUCUGCUUCAGCAGGGAAGGCACGUCUUGGCCGUGGAUGGGGACACAACGCAGCUCGAAUACACCGUGCAGUAUGUCACUCAUGAAGUGUCGUCCAAGGCUUACCCAUGCGAUUUCCAGCAUGUCGUGGUCGAGCCCGUUUAUGACCCGAACAAGGACAUGUUCCUCAAGUUGACUCCGAAGAAAAGGCGCCAGGUCUACUCGUUCCUUUACGGCGAACAACCAAGGUUGAGAUUUGACCCGCAGUACGUGGUGUGGAAGGAAGUCGCCAUUGCGGUCCUCCGGGGCUACCACGGAGCGAGUCGGGCCGGCGCUGUGAGCUUCAUUAAGAGGCUGGAAUAUGUCUUUUUUAACGAGGAUGUUGUCGAUCCGGCCGACUUCACUUUGGAUAAGUACAAGCUGGCAUUCGGUGAGGAGGACGACUUCAAUAUCGAGACUGAGCAGGAGGAGAGCGUUGAGGACAACCUCUUCGAUUUGGACGGGCAAUUGGCCAUCUUCAACGCCCAAGUUUCUGAGUCGCCAUCAGUAUGCAAACCGGGGACACCUCUCGCUACACCUACCUCGGGCGGUCCCACGCCCGUGUCCUCCUCAGCGCCUGUCAAGAGGGGUGGGUUGUCCUGUCUGAGGAGUUCGCCGGGGGAGCCUAUUCGUCUCACACCACAGCCCGAACGUCUUCGACCCGGCCAUCCAGUUCCUCCGGACCAUCCGCAUCUCAAGGCUCCUGCGACUCCCUUCCACAUGGGCGACAAACACACCUUCUCCACAGCCGAAUAUUGGGGCCAUGAUAUCGUGUGGCACCCAGACCAUUUCCAGCCAGUCCUUCUCGACGGCGAAUGGGCAGUGGCUGUGAGGGACGUAAGUGGAGGGUGGAUAUAUGACGAUCGUUGGGGCCUCGAGACAUUCAAAUCUCGCGCCUACGAUGCGGUAUUCGAGAGAUUAAGUGAGGUCAAUCGAGGAAAUAAGGACGACCUUGCUCUUCGCGAAUACGGGGACACGCUGUUCGAGUUCUUGCAGUCAAAUAAAUGGUUGGAAGUGUCCUCCGCGUUCUACGCCCUUCCGUCAAGCCCGUCAAUUAAGCAAGUAAGUUGGGAGUUGCCUGGGGUCACCCCGCCGGCAGGAGCUGUGAAGCGCAAGUCUCGCGGAAAGGACGACGACGAGGAUGGUGAAGGCAGCGGGCAACGAGGUACCGGAAGUGGAAGUGAACAGCGUUCGACAAAACAGCCGUCUCCGGGGCACACAGGCGGCGGAGAGGGGAAGAAGGGCAGCCGGGAGAAAAAGAAGCCUCACAGCGAAGAGAAGACAAAGCAUCACAGAGGAGACGGGCAGGGGUCCGAUGUCGACCGCGACAAGGACGGUGGGGUUCUGGCGGUAACAGGCAGCACCUCAAUGGAGACGGGAAACGACUUGAGGCCUGGGUGUAUUACGCGGCCUGGCGAGCAGGACCCUGUGAUUAGCUCCACCAACGAAACACAGUUUGUCGAUGCGGUUGGCGGGGCGGGUGAAUUUCGGAUUAAUUCGAAUCGCGAAGGCCUUGUCAUCGAGGGAGCACAGAUGUCUACAGAACUCGAACGGGUGGUCCGGGUUUCCGAAAACCCUGGUGACGAAAUUCGGAUUCAUCCGAACCAGGAAGCCGUGUCUGCCAUGACAGACGAUCGGUGUCAGGAUGCUGUAAUGCUGUGCGUGGAAGCCCACAAGGAUCUGCAGGCGGACUGCCGGACUGAGGGUGAGUUGGCGACCAGUUCCAAUGUCGAGCCCAACACACUCGGAGCUGAGUUAGCAGUCAUUAGCGACUCUCCGGUGAAAGCGGUCAUGUCGGCGUCAUUGGAAACAGCGGGGGCUCGGAUGAAUCCGAACCAGGGCCCUGUGAACAUCUCCCUCCCUGAUGCAUCUUUGGAGACGACCGUGAUUCGGAUUCAUCCGAGUCACACGGACGAAGGACUUCAACUAGCAGGCGUUGAGGGUUGUCGACUACUGAUGAUUUUGGACAAGGACAAUUCCGCCGGCGACUGGUUUGAUCCGACACUCAGCGACGUCGGGAUGGAGCUACCAGUUCAGCCGGGAUAUGACGAUCCCUUGUACUCCGCCCUUCACAUCGAGGCGAUGGGGGAGGACGUUUUGAAGAAGGCCUCUAACGCUGUUGGAGAUAGAUUUCUCUAUUUGAGUGGCGAUGACAAAAACACAGCGUACAGGGACAAGAAGUUAAGGGGGGGAGAGGUGUUGUUGGACAUCCAUGGGACAUUGAGCCCAACACAAUACGACACAGUGGCAAUGGAGAAAACACAACGUGUCCAUGUUGUGGACGUCGACGAUCUUUGUCCAGAGACGAAUAUACCGUCUACGGUCAUCGACGCCGACAUCUCGAGCCUGUCAAGUUUCCAUGUGGGUUUGGAGCACGUCGUCGCCACGUCGACGCGCGCAGGGGUGCCAAUCGUGUUGGGACUGCCGUCGGUGGGCUCUGGUGAAGUGGUAGCUAGGCCUGGGUUUCCUCGAGAUGGAAGAGCGGUCCUUGAAGACGUUAUCUGCUCUCGGUUGCCGCUCACUAUCAUCGUCGCGCGUUUGCCGUCGCACAGUUUACAAGUAUCCGUCAAGGACAUCGUCGCACUCGUGGAGAGAUCCGGGGAGCUCAACGAUGAGGUUGUCAAUUUCUACAUGGCGAUGCUGUUGGACGACUGCGGCCGGACUGCCGCUACCAUGAAGACAUACACCUUUAACUCCUUCUUCGCCUCUUCACUGCUUCUGCGAGGUCCGGCAGCUGUUCUCAGAUGGGCUAAAGAUGUCGACCUCCUGUCUCAUGACCUCGUCUUGGCACCAGUGCACAAGAACGGCGAACACUGGAGCCUUUUGGCGAUUGACUUCUCUAGACGUGUUUUGUAAAUCUAUGAUUCUUUCUCGUGUUCGUCAUCCAAAGAUUCCUUCUACUCCGCACUUCUGGAUAAAACUGUUAAAUUUUU